UCAUAACCCCUGAUGACGUUUAUGGCGCCAGAAAUCAAGGCUUUAGUAAGGAGCUAGUGUGCGUCAGCUGGUGGAUAUACCGUUUUAUGUAAUGUGUCGGCGGUUCCGUAACCGCCAGUCAUUUUAAUGUAGAUUGACAGUUUAUUGCUCGUCGUUCAUGUCAUUAUAAGGUUGUUUAAGAGCCAAGAUGGUGGUACUACGCAGCAGCGGCAGUGUCGGAGCCGAGCCGGUAGCGACAACACCGACGAGGACGAUUGAGUUGGAUACGAGCUCCGAGUUUCUCUCACUGCUUCCCGCGUCGCAGAGAAAGUCCGCCCGGCUCAGCCGAUCUUCCCGGGCCCCGUACGACAGCUUUAGCAGCCCUGAAAACAACACUGCGAAUGGGGAGGACAGUGGUCUCCACCACUCUCUGAGGACCAGAGGGCAAAAGGUUAAAUUUGAGGUCUCAUUUACGGACUCGCGACCCAAGAACAGCUCCCCUGCUGAUGAGGACAAAGUUGGAGGCUGCUGUACCAGGAAAUCUUCCAGGCUGCAGAGAGAUGGAAAGGCAUCGAAUGGCAAGCAGCAAGCAGAUGUUCCGGAUGAAGUGGAAGGCUCAUCCACUCCCAAGAGGAGCCGCUUUAACCUACGAAGCCCAGAAGUGGAGGAAGAAGAGGAGGAAGACGAGGAUCAUCGCUCAGUGCGUCGCAGCUCUCGAAUCACCAGAUACAAACUGGGUUCCCGCAACCAGUCUGUGCUGUAUGACCGCCUAAUUACUAACACUGCUGAAGCUGUUCUCCAGAAGAUGGACGACAUGCAGAAGAUGAGACGCAGGCUGGGGAACCGAGACCGGGAUAGAGACGCUAAGGAAGAGCUGAGUGUGUACACAAGUGGCAGAAUGAGAAGGUCUCUGAGGAACAAUGUGAAGACUAAAGAAACUGAGAAAGAGAACCAAGGAGGGGAUGAGGAUGAUAAUGAUGAUGAUGAAGAGGAGGAGGAAGAUGGAGAAGAUGACGAGGAGGAAGAAGAAGAUGAUGAGGAUGCUGAAGAUGAGGAAGAAGAAAACCAAAGACGCUAUGACUUAAGACAGCGAAAGACCGUGGUCCGCUAUCAGGCCCCACUAGAUGAACCGAGAGAGACCAGGAAGCGCAGCAUGUACUUCAAGGACCACUCCUCAUCUACCAGGCGCAGGUUCAGAUUCAGCUCCACAGCCCCGAGGAGCCCCUACAACAGGAGGAGAACCAGCAGGAGGAGACAUGCCAUCCACAGCAGCGACUCCACGUCCUCCUCCUCAGACGACGAGCAAUUUCAGAGACGGAGGAGUAAGAACAGGAGCCGGUCAGUCAAUAGAUGUCUACCUAUGAACCUUGUGAAAGAAGACCUGCUGGGGAUCCACAAAGACAGGAUGAAGAUCGGAGCUAGCCUCGCUGAUGUGGACCCCAUGCAGAUUGACAGGACGGUGCGGUUUGACAGCAUCGGAGGUUUGAGCAGACACAUUUCAGCUCUAAAGGAGAUGGUGGUGUUCCCGCUGCUUUACCCAGAGGUGUUUGAGAGGUUCAAGAUACAGCCACCCAGGGGCUGUCUCUUCUAUGGUCCCCCGGGCACCGGUAAAACACUUGUAGCCAGAGCUUUAGCCAGUGAGUGCAGUCAGGGCGACAAAAAGGUUUCGUUCUUCAUGAGGAAAGGAGCUGACUGCCUCAGCAAGUGGGUUGGAGAAUCUGAGAGACAGUUACGUCUCCUGUUUGACCAGGCAUAUCAGAUGCGUCCCUCCAUUAUUUUCUUUGAUGAGAUUGAUGGUUUGGCUCCAGUCAGGUCCAGCCGUCAGGACCAGAUUCACAGCUCCAUUGUGUCGACCCUCCUGGCUCUGAUGGAUGGAUUGGACAGUAGAGGAGAAGUGGUUGUGAUUGGAGCUACGAACAGGCUGGACUCCAUCGACCCAGCUCUGAGAAGACCCGGACGCUUUGACAGAGAGUUCCUGUUUGGCCUUCCCGACAGAGAGGCAAGAAAGGAGAUUCUAAAGAUCCAUACCAGACAGUGGACUCCUCCACUCUCUGAGGCUUUUCUGGAGGAACUGGCAGAUAAAUGUGUUGGUUACUGUGGAGCGGACAUCAAGGCGGUCGUUUCAGAGGCAGCCCUGUGCGCACUGCGGCGCCGCUACCCACAGAUCUACUCCUCAUCACAGAAACUUGUACUUGACGUUAACUCCAUUUCCAUCACUAACAAAGAUUUUAUGUCUGCCAUGUCCAAGAUGGUACCUGCUGCCCAGAGAGCGGUAGUGUCACCAGCUAAGGCUCUGGUACCUGCCAUUCGUCCACUGCUGAAUGCAGCCCUGCAGAGCAUCCUCCUCACAGUCAGCAGAGUGUUUCCGCAUGCUGAGAUGGGCUUAAAGAGAAAGAGGGAACAAGAUGUGGCCUUUGCUGUAUCUGAUGAUGAUCUGAUGUUCAGUGAGGAAGAGGACUCUGAGGUCUGCCCCAUUGGACAGACCUCCCAACACAAAACACCUGCCGCUAACGGCCUCCUGAACCUCCACAGGAGCGUGUUGAGCCAGCCCACAUCCUACCGUCCCCGGUUGCUGCUGGAGGGCAGACCAGGUUCAGGCCAGAGCUCUCACCUAGCUCCUGCUGUGCUCCACGCUCUGGAGAAGUUCACGGUGUACACACUGGACAUGGCCAUGCUGUUUGGAGCCAGCGCAACUGCACCAGAAGAGACAUGUGCUCAGAUUUUUGUUGAAGCCAAGAGAACCUCCCCCAGUAUCCUGUACAUCCCUCACAUUGGCCAGUGGUGGGAAACAGUUGGUCCUGCUUUAAGAGCUACUUUCCUGAGUCUCUUGAGCUCCAUCCCGGCCUUCUCUCCUAUCCUUCUGCUCGCUACCUGCAGCCUCCGUUAUGACCAACUCAGUACUGAGGUACAGGAGCUGUUUCGGCUUGAGUACGGAGAGGUUUUCCAAGUUCAGGUCCCCACCAGUAGGGAAAGAAGAGACUUCUUUGAGGAUCUAAUCCUCAACCAGGCUGCUAAGGCCCCUGUCUCAAAAAAGAAAGCUGUGCUUCAUGCAUUGGAAGUGCUGCCAGUCGCCCCUCCACCAGCUCCACGUCAGCUAACACAAGAGGAGACUCAGAGAUUGGAGGAGCAGGAGGAAGACACCCUCAGAGAGCUUCGCCUCUUUUUACGUGAUGUCACCAACCGUCUGUCCCAAGAUAAGCGCUUCAAGGCUUUUACAAAGCCAGUGGAUUUAGAGGAGGUUCCAGAUUAUGCUGAAGUGAUCAAGAAGCCUAUGGACCUGUCAACAGUCCUCUCCAGGAUAGACCUCCAUCAGUACGGAACAGUCAAAGAGUUCCUUCAGGACGUGGAUCUCAUCUGGCAGAAUGCCCUCGAAUACAACCCAGACAGGGAUCCCUCAGAUCGUCAGAUACGGCACAGAGCAUGUGCACUGAAAGACACAGUCCAUGCUAUCAUCAAAGAUGAACUGGAUGAAGAUUUUGAGAAGCUUUGUGAGGAGACCAAGGAGUCACGCAGAGCAAGAGGUUGUUCCACUGCACGAUUUACUCCCUCCUUCUACCACGUCCUUCCCAAACAGUCCAAAUCUCCUGCUGAGGCUAAGAUCACCGACAGCAGCUCACAGCAGCUGGAUGGAUCCACAAUUCCAGCUACUAAUAAUCCAUGUUCCUCUGCUUUUACAACGCCCAAAAAUACAGCCCAGAAGAAGAAACGUCGGAAGAGCCGAUGGUCCACUGGCUACUAUGCAAAGAAGAAGUCCAUUUCUCCUCACGUGUCCAAAAAUGAUGAUCAGCUUGGGUCUGAUGAGGAGGAAGAGGAUGGAGAUGAUGAGGAUGAAGUUGAGAAAGCAGGAGAAGAAUGUGAUGAGGGCGAUGGAGCAGAGGAGGAUCAUACAAUAGCUGAUGCAGAGUCAGAACCUGCAGAAACUCACAUAGAUGGUUUUGGACUUUCUGAGAAAAUGCAAAGCAGUGAGGAGGGGAGAGUGGAGAAGAAAGCAGAUCCUGAAGAUGAGGUCAACUCAUGUGAAAAAGCAAAACUGGAAAAUCACAGCGAGACGCAGAAUGAACAAGAGAAGGUGGACGAUGCUGUUGCACAUCACUUAGAGGAAAACAAGCUGUUAGGACAGGAAGCAGAAGAGAACCACAAACCUCUUUCAGUGAACACUAACAAGCACAGCUACAUUGAGGCUGAAGCAGAUAACCAGCAUCCCCGCGCAGUAGAUGCUCAAACUCUAAACUUGUCAAAAACUCAGACUGAGCCGAGUCGCUGUGUAGGCCAGGAAGAAAACAUCAAGGUAGUUACAGAAGAGGAGGCAGAGCAGAACAUCACUGCUGAACCAAUGGAGGUGGAAGAAUCCUCAACCACAGAUGCCUGCACAGCUGCCAGAGGAGAGGAGGACACAGGCACAGAGCGGAACGUGAGGCGAAUGACUCGGGCUCUGAAAAACGCUGUGCUGCAGCAGCAGAUGAUCAAUGUGGACAAAGCUCUGCAGAUCUUGGAUGAGGAAACCCCUCCUGUAGUUGUGGACAAAGACAAAUUAAAGGUGCUGUUGGAGCAGGUGGUAACUAAAACAGAAUGCUAUGAGGUGUAUAAGCUGGAGAAACUGUAUGCUCUGCUCUGCCAGAGCAUCUAUAGACACAGACGAGACUACAACAAAACUGCACUAAUACAGGAGAUGGAGCAAGAAAUUGAAGACUUCUGUUGACAUGUCCACAUGAACAGCAAUGUCAUUUUUAAUAGUUAUUCCCAUCCUUCCAUAUGUGUAAAUAGAAACAAAUUGGUUCUAUUUUCAUAGAAAUCCACAGGCACCUAUAUUGCAUUAGCUAAUACUUUGUACUACUUCUCAUGUUUAUAUUUAAUUAAAUGGGUUUCCUCUAA
Messenger RNA from Maylandia zebra (zebra mbuna), 4851 nucleotides. RefSeq names its product ATPase family AAA domain containing 2 (gene atad2). Gene Ontology annotation, biological process: nucleosome disassembly; nucleosome assembly; transcription initiation-coupled chromatin remodeling. The record is from RefSeq and is a predicted model, not a curated record. NCBI's taxonomy places the organism in Eukaryota, Metazoa, Chordata, Actinopteri, Cichliformes, Cichlidae. Gene Ontology annotation, molecular function: chromatin binding; ATP binding; histone binding. Gene Ontology annotation, cellular component: nucleus.